This is a messenger RNA of Puntigrus tetrazona (Sumatra barb), 2975 nucleotides long. RefSeq names its product transmembrane protein 184a (gene tmem184a). The transcript is spliced from 9 exons. NCBI's taxonomy places the organism in Eukaryota, Metazoa, Chordata, Actinopteri, Cypriniformes, Cyprinidae. Gene Ontology annotation, biological process: transport. Bases 423 to 1688 code for a protein of 421 amino acids. The record is from RefSeq and is a predicted model, not a curated record. Gene Ontology annotation, cellular component: early endosome membrane. Gene Ontology annotation, molecular function: transporter activity.
GACCUGGGUGCGCUGUUGCGUUUGCGAAGUACAUACACCUGCCCUAAUUUGAGACGGAGGGACGAGCUUGUUGGUCUGGAAUUAGGGAAAGCCUUUAGGAAAACAAACGUGUAGAGUUCUCUUCGCUUCGGGAUUUUUGUACGGAUCGGAUAGAUUGUGGGCUGUUUCCACCGAGCUGACUGACGGCCGUCAGACUGUCAAUAGUUAAACGAGGAAGUGCGCUUGACUCAUCGGUGUCGUCUCUCUCGGGCCAUAUCCACUUAUGGCUGCGAGUCCUAUAUUGAUCUUCAUUUAAACACUCGUGUAUGCAAUGUAUGUAUUCUUUUGAGUCCCAGUGCGAUGUUUAGAGUAAAGUGACGUUUAUGGUGAAGUAAUUCGAGUUUGAUCGCAAUAAGCUCGACAGGUGUUGACACUGUAUCAGGAUGAAUGAGUCUGGUACUACUAUGACAAACUUGGUUUUAGAUAAAAACAUGGACAAUUCAGUCCCUUUAUCAUCAUUCUCAAUGCUGUCAAACAUGACCAACGUGUCUAACCUGACCAUGAUCAGGUCAAGUAAUGGGACUGAAGUAGUGGAGAACGACCAGCUCUUCCUCAACACCCCCACCGCUCAAGCCUUGUCAGGGAUUUUCGUUUGGUCUGCGCUCAUCAUAACCUGUCAUCAGAUAUACCUGCACCUAAGGUCGUACACGGUGCCAAAUGAGCAGCGCUACAUCAUCCGCAUCCUUUUCAUCGUCCCCAUCUAUGCUUUCGACUCCUGGCUCAGCCUGCUGUUCAUCAGCAACGACCAGUAUUAUGUGUAUUUCGACUCUGUUCGUGACUGUUAUGAAGCAUUUGUGAUAUACAAUUUCCUGAGUCUGUCGUUUGAGUACCUUGGAGGAGAAAGUGCCAUCAUGUCAGAAAUAAGAGGAAAGCCUAUUCAGUCUAGUUGCCUGUAUGGGACGUGCUGUUUGGUAGGAAUGAGUUACUCCAUUGGCUUCCUGAGAUUCUGCAAGCAGGCCACUCUUCAGUUCUGUGUCGUGAAGCCCAUCAUGGCUGUCAUCACCAUCCUUCUGCAGGCUUUUGGCAAAUAUCACGAUGGAGAUUUUAAUGUAACGGGAGGUUACCUUUACAUCACUAUCAUCUACAACAUAUCUGUCAGUUUGGCUCUCUACGCCCUCUUCCUCUUCUACUUCGCCACCAGUGACCUUCUGAGACCUUUUGAGCCUGUGCUGAAAUUCCUCACCAUCAAAUCAGUCAUCUUCCUCUCGUUCUGGCAAGGUAUGGUGUUGGCCAUUCUGGAGCGAUGUGGUGUGAUCCCAGAAGCUCUGUUCAUCGAUGGUCAUGAAGUGGGGGCUGGCUCAGUGGCAGCUGGUUGGCAGAACUUCAUCAUCUGCAUAGAAAUGUUCUUCGCCUCCAUCGCACUUCGCUACGCUUUCACCUCCAGUGUGUACCGCGAGAAGAAGAGUGAAGCACCAGAGAAUGUAGCACCUAUGCACAGCAUAUCCAGUGGCCUGAAGGAGACCAUUAACCCUGGAGACAUGGUUCAGGAUGCAAUCCACAACUUUUCUCCAGCUUACCAACAGUACACCCAGCAGUCCACUCAGGAAGUAGUGCAACCCAACAUGAACGGCAAACCAGGGACCAGCACCUCCAAGAGUUCGAAGAAAUCUGAUAAAGUAAUGCUGAUCGACACGGAUGAUGAGUUCUAGUGCCCUGUCUGUCCUGAUCUGUCUAUUUAUUUAAUCUGAAAUGAAUUUGACUCUUUAGAACUUUGAGGACCCUAAUCAUGUAAAUCAGCUCAUGAUUUUUUUUAAAAACUCAAAGGGAUCUGAACAGUUUCCUGACAAGUAGACAACAUCAAAUAGAGGUUUCGUUUUCCUCAUCGUAAUCCUGGAGCUCACCCUUUCCUGAUUCUCAGUAUAGCAGAUAAUCCAGCCUCGUAAUGGAGACUCUGUCCCCGUUUCUGAGGUAUGGCCGAUAAACACGAGGCACGGGGAGCUAUUCAGAUGAAAUGAAUCAGAGACUGACACUCUAGAGAGCCAUUCUUGCAUCUGCUCGUUUGAAGUAUUUGCUCAGCAGCCCUCUGCUGGGUCUCAGGAUGAAUUGAACUGGCUCUCAGAGAUGCCCUGGCUUUGGAGAUGGCACUUCAAACUGUUGUCUGCUGCUCUUUGAAACCUUUGUAUCAAUCAUGCCAUUCUGAGCACUGCCCCCACUUGAUUUGGAGGUUCAUUAAUUUUCACACCAGGCCUUCAAAGAGUGUGAGAUCUGAUGCAAAUACGCAAGUCUCAGCCAUCAUGGUGUAUUUUAAUUGCAAAUUGUUUGUAUUCAGCAAUUAUUUGGUCGGUUUAAAGCUUUACCCUGUGACAAGUGUAUAAUGGCACAGGUGUUACCGGGGCAUGUUAAUUUCUUAAUGUUAAAUUAUGUUUAGUUCUCCGCUGUUGGCCGUUUUAAGGUGGUUUGCCUAAGUAGUUUGUAAGCAGUCCAAAACAAAAUGUUUUUAGUUAAUUAUCGGCCGAAGCUAUUGAAAUGUUUAUUUACUACUUCUUACUACAAAGUAAGUCCUGGUCAGUACUUUCUAACAGUGUCUUUUUGAAGUUUCCGAGCCCUGUUUUGUCUUGAUAGUGAAUCAUUUAUAAAACGUUUGUCGAUUUUAUUUGUUAAUCUACUCCUGUAGUUCAUCUGAUCACGUUUUGCGAAUACUGUCAUCAAAAUGAAACAGUCUAUGUUUUGCUCUUCUCUCUUUAUAGACAAAAUAAGUUGACUUGUUUUGUCUAUAAUGUAGCCAUUUUAUGUCAUCUUUGUUAAAUUAAUCUUAAAACAGGCAGCAUUAUGCGAGUAUGACUUGUGCCAAUGAUUGCUGCCUUACAGCUGUGGAUGAUGAAGUGAGGUGUGUGUUGUGUGAAUCAGUAUGGUACUGAAUACUGAUAUUUUAGCUAACUGUACAGUUGGUUUUGAUGAAAAAACCUGUGCUCAUAAGAAAUAAAUGAUAAAAGGGA